AUGGCCGCAGAUCGCCUGAACUCGCUCCUGAGCCACCUCAAGGGUCCCGGCAGCGGAGUUAACGCCAUUACCCAGAAGAACCCGGACGAUAUUGUCAUUACGCUGUGUCUGCGCACCCCAUUGACGAAGGCUCGCAAGGGUGGGUUCAAGGAUAGUGAGCUGGACUACAUCGUAUACGCUCUGCUCAAGGAGACCCUGGCCCGGUCGAAGAUCGACCCUGCUCUGGUUGAGGAUGUCUGUCUUGGUAACGUGAACGAGGUGAAGGCCGCCUACAUGAUCCGGGCGGCUUCAUUGGCCGCCGGGAUCCCGUACACCGCCGGCGCCUCCUCGGUGAACCGCUUCUGUUCGUCCGGUCUGAAGGCCGUGCAGGACAUCGCCAACCAGAUCUCGCUGGGCGCCAUCGAUGUCGGCAUUGCAAUGGGUGCGGAGUUGAUGUCCGCCGCUGGUGACCGUCUCGAGCGCCCCUUCAACGAGGAGGUCCUCCGCAACCAAGAGGCCGCUGACUGCAUGCAGCCCAUGGGUCAGACUUCAGAGAAUGUUGGCAAAGACUUUGGGAUCUCGCGCGAGCAGCAAGACCGCUAUGCGGCGGAAUCGUUCCGUCGCGCCGAGGUUGCCCAAAAGGCUGGCUGGUUCGAUGAUGAGAUCGCGCCUAUCUCCGUUCGCGUGAAGGACCCCAAGACUGGCGAGGUCCAGCAGGUUACUCUGACCCGCGAUGAUGGUGUUCGUGCUGGUACCACUUAUGAAUCGCUCGCAAAGAUUCGCCCUGCGUUCCCCCAAUUUGGUGACAGGUCGACUGGUGGAAACUCCAGCCAGGUCACCGAUGGUGCGGCCUCCGUUCUCUUGAUGCGCCGCUCCAAGGCCAUCGAGCUGAAUCAGCCCAUCCUGGCCAAGUUCUGCGGCGCUACCGUUGCCGGUGUGCCCCCGCGCGUGAUGGGCAUUGGCCCCACCGCCGCGAUCCCCAAGCUGCUGAGCAAGUUCAACCUAGACAAGAACGACAUUGAUAUCUUCGAGAUCAACGAGGCCUUCGCCUCGAUGGCCGUGUACUGUGUCAAACACCUCGGUCUCGACCACGCCAAGGUCAACCCGCGCGGUGGUGCCAUCGCCCUCGGCCACCCCCUGGGAGCGACGGGCGCGCGUCAGAUCGCCACCAUCCUGAGCGAGGCCCGCCGCACAAAGAAGAAGAUCUUGGUGACCAGCAUGUGCAUUGGAACUGGACAAGGUAUGGCGGGACUGUUUGUCAAUGAGCAGGUGUAA
Messenger RNA from Penicillium canariense, 1254 nucleotides. It is a transcript of the gene kat1, whose product is annotated as putative 3-ketoacyl-CoA ketothiolase (Kat1). Gene Ontology annotation, molecular function: acetyl-CoA C-acyltransferase activity. The record is from RefSeq and is a predicted model, not a curated record. The transcript has 4 exons. Gene Ontology annotation, cellular component: peroxisome. NCBI's taxonomy places the organism in Eukaryota, Fungi, Ascomycota, Eurotiomycetes, Eurotiales, Aspergillaceae. The coding region runs from base 1 to 1254 and encodes 417 amino acids. Gene Ontology annotation, biological process: phenylacetate catabolic process; fatty acid beta-oxidation.